Bipolaris zeicola 26-R-13 is the source of this 1263-nucleotide messenger RNA. RefSeq lists its product as uncharacterized. NCBI's taxonomy places the organism in Eukaryota, Fungi, Ascomycota, Dothideomycetes, Pleosporales, Pleosporaceae. The record is from RefSeq and is a predicted model, not a curated record. Bases 1 to 1263 code for a protein of 420 amino acids. The transcript is spliced from 4 exons.
AUGGCCGCCUCUACGACAUCCAACAUAGCGUUCGGCAACGCAUACAAGAGCGUCCAAGCUAAUAAUAUCAACGGCUCUAUCCACAUUGGACUUGAGAACAUAUUCGACCGUCUCCCGCGCGCCGAAGAUGCGCCCUUCAACUCGUACGCUAAGCAGCACGAGCCUACAUGCCUCCCUGACACGCGCGUCGAUCUACUACAAGAGAUAUAUAGCUGGGCGGAUGGGCAAGACGAGCGGUGCAUCUUCUGGCUGAGCGGCCUGGCAGGCACAGGCAAGUCGACGAUCGCGCGGACGGUGGCGCGCAGCUACUACGACAAGCAGCGUCUGGCAGCCAGCUUCUUCUUCUCGCGCGGCGGCGGCGGCGACGUCGGCCACGCAGGUAGGUUCGUGACGAGCCUUGCGGUGCAGCUUGCGCGCAACGUGCCGGUAUUAAAGCGGUGCAUCAGCGACGCAGUUGUAGAGCGCGACAUUGCUAGCCAGUCUCUGCGUGACCAGUGGCAGCACCUUGUUCUCUGCCCGCUGUCGAAGCUGCACGAGCCAGAAGCAGGCAACAUCCGCAUUAUCGUGCAGCUGCUGGCUGAGGUGCGGUCGUCAUUGACAGGCGCCCGGCUGCGGGUGUUGCUGACAAGCAGGCUAGAGGUGCCGAUCCGGCACGGGUUUCAGACGAUAGCGGACUCGGAGCACAAGGACGUUAUCCUGCACAACAUCUCGCCGUCAAUCGUUGACCACGAUAUAGGGCUCUUUCUUGAGUACCACCUCAGGAUCAUCGCAGGAGAAUGUUGUCAGGCGGACGACUGGCCAGGUGUAGAGACUAUUAGACGGUUAGUGCAGAGUGCAUGCGGUUUGUUUAUCUGGGCUGCCACUGCAUGUCGCUUCGUUCGGGAAGGUGGACAAUUCGUUACUAGCCGACUGCGUGCUGUUCUUAAGGACAGCUCCUCUAUAGACAGCAGCUCGGCAAAUAACAGCUCAUGUAGCGACUCUGGCACAGACGAGCACUUCAAGAUUCUGCCCGAACAGCGGUUAGACAGCAUAUACCUUACAGUGCUUAGGAGCCCUGUUCGCAGAUACAGGAAGCAGGAAAGGAAGAGAUGGUACACGCUAAUUAGAGAGACACUUGGGGCGAUUGUGCUUCUACAAUCGCCGCUUUCUACUUCUUCACUAGCUCAGCUACUACAUGUCCCACAAGACCCAAACUGGCCAGUGCGAUUGCAUCACCCUUCGUUCCGCGCUUUCCCGGACAAAGAAGGUAACUCGAUACCAUAG